Molecule: messenger RNA, 2091 nt
Organism: Olea europaea var. sylvestris
Lineage: Eukaryota; Viridiplantae; Streptophyta; Magnoliopsida; Lamiales; Oleaceae
Exons: 4
Coding region: 1524-2027 (167 amino acids)
Source: RefSeq, a predicted model, not a curated record
GGGUAUUUUUGUAAGUUACCCAAAAAAAAAUUGAGGUAGGCUAGCCCAUUUGAAAUCAAUUGUUGGUGGGCUAAUAUGGACUACUAUAUUACCAUUUGGAAAUUACAUCAGACCAGGCCUUUGAAGAAUACAAUGCAAACAUCAGUCAGGAAGGUUUUUUAAGCAUAGUUCAGGUAUUGAGUUUUAUUAAUUAAAUAUUAUUUUAAUAUUUAACAAUAUUAAUAAUAAAAUAAUAAUUAUUUUAUUAUGGUGCGUUCUGUUAAAUAUCUAAAUUCAAACUACUAGUAUUAUCAAAACCAUUCUCUCUCUCCCUCUUCCCCCACUAUCUCCGGUUACUUCAUUCACACUUCGACCAUUUCUACUACAUUUUCAGCCUGUAAUUUCCACUAGUCUCUGUAUUACCAACCAAAACCGUUAUAUUCAUUACAUAAUCCAUUAGUUAUUGGUAGAAUAUAUUCACGACAAUUGAAGUUUUUGUUGGCGACAUAAAAUGGAGAAAUCCAAGGGUGCAGAAAGGGUGACUAAUGUUGAAGAGUUGUCACAAAGAAGUCGCAAGAGGAAGGAUGAGGGGAGCCCCGAAAAAAACCCAUUGAAAAAGCACGCAGUGACUGUGCGGAAAGGGUUAUCAAAAAAGGUUUGGGAAUUCAAAAUACCAAAAGAGAGCUGAUUUCCAGACAAGAUUACAAUCUCAGUUAGUAAGGGUGCUCUAACCACCAUUCAGACAAGUUAAGUCAAUGACAAAAACUUAUAUUGAUGGACAAAUGUUUUGCCCAUUUCUUGGAUUUUCAUGAAAUUGUGAUAUAGUCGCAAUUGAUUCACUACUUCCUUCUGAGGCAUGUUCAUUACCCGAACGAUUAAGAAAUGUGGUUUUAUGUGUCCGGGCGAUAUGCUCGGUUCUCUAUCUCGGAGUUUUGUUUAGUCACGGGGUUGAGGUGUUCUGGGUAUAAUGAUACACAAGUGUUUGAAAGUCAAUAGUCACAGUUAAAUGCAAAAUAUUUUUCUCAAGUGCACAGUGUAACCCACGAAGACAUAAAGUCCACUUUCAUAUCUGCUUGCCAAAUGCCGGACUUGGAUCUUGUUGAAGCCCUUCUAGAUAAGGUCGUUGCUAUGAUUGGGACGCUGUACUUCAUCACCGCAUAUCUAUUUCCCAGAGUUUAUAAGAAAGUUGUUGACCACUUCCUAUUCGUGCUCGUUGAGGAUUUCUCUGCAAUGAAUCAGUUUCCGUGGGGCAAGUUAUUAUUUGAAAUUAUGUUGAGUGCAUUGAAAGAUGGGUUAAGUAGGAGGAACUCACACUAUAGGCUACGAGAUAUGUUGGUAGCCUUUCAAGCAUAGAUAUUUGAGAUUUUUCCUAGCCUUGAUGGAAUUGUGGUCACACGGAUAUCAAUGAUGCAUUUCCGCAUCAAGAACUGAAUUGCAGAUGAGCAACCAUCCAUUGCCAAGUUGGAAGGACCUGACUGCUUCUCUAAUCCUAACAUUGAGAUUCGUGACCUAGAACCUUCGAAAACUAAAAUGGCCAUGCAAUAAUGAGUGGUGUCAAGCACAAGAAGCCAAUUCAACUGAAGUUCUCACGAGACAACCGCAGAGAUAAGAGUAAAAUAGAAAGGUCAGUUGACCGUGCCGGUACGAGUGGGAAGUCAGGUCCAUCAGUGUUAUUGCUAACAGACAGCAGUGUUCGACGGGCUCGUGUUCCCCACAACAACGAUGAUAUCCUCCUCCAAGAUGGUAGGAGAUAUCUCCCCUUGAGAAAUCUCCAACCGAAUAAUGCUCGUCAGUUGCUCAUCAUUCUCCAAAGGAACAACAGUCUCGUGAGGCUCAAUGGGAUGAUUCUCGAUUGUGGGAUAUUUGUGACUUUAUAUGCGUUAUAUAUCCUCCGUGAAGGCAGGGAGUCCAUUCCACAUACAUUUGAUGCCAGCAAGUGUAGAAUGAACAUUUGCCACACUGUUGUGCAAGCAUCGAGAGAUGUACGUGAAGAGGGCGAAGUAACCUACACAGGGGAAGGAGAUUAUCAUAGUAUAAAAGAAGACUGAAAAAUGUAAAUGCAGUUGAUGCUGUAGUUUGUACAUGUUACAAAUAUUAGUAUUUUCUGCUGAA